CGGAUCCAUUUCUGCGUCCAUCUCUCUGCUCCACAGCUGCAGCAGCGGACCGGGAUGGCCUCCCGUCAGUAGCUGCGUCGCCUCCCGUACGCAUAGAGACUCUGAUUUUUAAGAUCCUGUUGCCAUGUCUGAUUUCAUCGAAAGUGAGGCAGAGGAGUCUGAGGAGGAAUUAUUCGAGAGGCCGGGUGAUGGGAAGAAGGCACAGAAACAUGGGGACGUUGAUGAUGAGGAGGAAGAGGAGGAGGACAACACCGAGGAUCAAGAUGAGCAUGGAAACCUUCGAGGUCUCAUUGAUGAUGAUGUCGACAGAGAUGGGGAUGAAGAGGAGGAGGAAGAGGACAAGAGGGUCGAAGAGGAAGAAAGUGACUCCGGGGAAGAGAUAGGGCACCGCAAAAGGAAGCGAAGUUACGAUGACCGCCUGGAUGAUGAUGAUAUUGAUCUCAUUGAAGAGAACCUGGGAGUAAAAGUGAAAAGGCAAAAGUUCAGACGUUUGCGAGACAUGUCCGAGGAUGAGGAUGAGGAAGGGGAUGAUGAUGUCAGAGAGGCCCAUGAGAAGGAUAUGAUAGCAGAUGAGAUCUUCAUGGGAGUGAGUGGCAUGGACGAUCACGACGCAGCGGUGGAUGUGCCUUUACAUCCUGCGGAAGAUGAGGAGGAAGAGGAGGAAUCUGAUAUCGAUGACUUCAUUGUGGACGAUGAUGGUCAACCUCUGAAGAAGCCCAAAUGGAGGAAGAAGCUGCCAGGAUACACGGACGCAGCUCUUCAGGAGGCCCAGGAGAUAUUCGGAGGGGAUUUUGACUUUGCAGAUUUCGACACAGAGGCCUACGACGAUGUAGAGGAUGACGAGGAGGAUGCAGAAGAGGAGUCCUGGGACCGGCCCAAGAAGCAGGCCAAAAAGAGGGCGGGCCGUCGCAGCAUUUUCGAGAUUUAUGAGCCCAGUGAGCUGGAGAGCAGUCACAUGACGGACCAGGACAACGAGAUCCGCUCCACAGACAUGCCUGAGAGGUUCCAGUUGCGAUCGCUUCCUGUAAAGCCUGCAGAGGACGAUGAGCUGGAGGAGGAGGCUGAGUGGAUCUACAGGAAUGCCUUCUCCACUCCCACAAUCUCCAUGCAGGAGAACACAGACUACUUGGAGAGAGGCCCUGCCACCAAUUUCAGCAAAAAAGGUCCAAGCAUGAUCCAAAAGAUAAAAGAAGCUCUGAAUUUUAUGAGAAACCAACACUUUGAGGUUCCCUUCAUAGCCUUCUACAGGAAAGAGUAUGUGGAGCCAGAACUCAAUAUAAAUGACCUGUGGAAGGUGUGGCAGUGGGACGAAAAGUGGACUCAGCUGAGGACCCGCAAGCAGAACCUGACCCGACUGUUUCAGAGGAUGCAGGCUUUCCAGUUUGAGCAGAUCUCCGCAGAUCCAGACAAACCACUGUCUGACGGCAUCCGUCCCCUCGACACCGCCGACCUGGAAAGGUUAAAGAACGUCCAGUCUAGCGACGAACUGAGUGACGUCUACAACCACUUCCUGCUGUACUAUGGCCGCGACAUACCAAAGAUGCAAAACGCGGUCAGGUCUAGUACGAAGAAACUGAAAAGGAUUAAAGAAGUGGAUGAAGACAGAGAGCACGAACCAGAGGAAAAAGAGCAAGAGGAAGAGGAGGAGGAGCAGCAGAUGAAGGGGCCUGACCUGAAGCUGGCAUCUCGCAGGGACAUGUACAGUAUCUGCCAGACGGCUGGACUCGAUGGCCUGGCGAAGAAAUUUGGUCUGACUCCAGAGCAGUUUGGAGAGAAUCUGCGUGACAGUUACCAACGCCACGAGACGGAGCAGUUUCCCGCAGAGCCUCUGGAGCUCGCCAAGGACUACAUCUGCAGUCAGUUCAGCACAGCAGAGGCAGUGCUGGAGGGCACUCGUUACAUGGUGGCCAUGCAGAUCGCCCGGGAGCCUCUGGUCAGACACGUGCUGCGACAGACCUUCCAGGAGAGGGCCAAGAUCAACAUCAAACCCACCAAGAAAGGCAAAAAGGAUAUCGAUGAGGCGCACUAUGGUUACUCAUUCAAGUACCUGAAGAACAAGCCGGUGAAGGAGCUGAACGGAGACCAGUUCCUCAGGAUGUGUCAGGCGGAGGAGGAGGGACUGCUCACCAUCAGCAUCUGCAUUGACCUGAUAGGAGUGAAGGGGUAUGGUGACCAGACGUACUUUGAGGAGAUCAAGCAGUUUUAUUACCGAGACGAGUUCAGCCACCAGGUUCAGGAGUGGAAUCGGCAGCGCACCCUGGCCAUCGAGCGCUCCCUCAAGCAGUUCCUCUACCCGCAGAUGGCCAAAGAGCUGAAGAACAAGCUGAUAGCUGAGGCGAAGGAGAACAUCAUCAAGGCCUGCAGCAGGAAGCUGUAUAACUGGCUGAAGGUGGCGCCCUAUCGUCCUGACCAGCAGCUGGAGGAGGAGGAAGAUGAAGACCUGAUGGCCGAGGCCCAGAGCAAGGGGAUCCGUGUCCUGGGCGUGGCCUUCGCAUCCAGCAGAGAUACUCCGGUGUUCUGUGCCUUAGUGAACGGUGACGGAGAGAUGGGGGAUUUCCUGAGGCUUCCCUACUUUCUGAAGAGGAGAAACGCAUGGAGAGAGGAUGAGAGGGAGAGGAAGCUCCAAGAUAUUGACAGCUUGAAGAAGUUCCUGAGCACCAAGAAGCCUCACAUGAUCGCCGUGUCCGGAGAGAACAGGGAUGCCCAGCUGGUCAUCGACGACAUAAAGCGCACUGUCAGUGAGCUGGAGCAGGAGUCCUCGUUUCCCUCCAUAGCUGUGGAGCUGGUGGACAACGAGCUCGCCAUCCUCUACAUGAACAGCAAGAAGUCCGAGGCAGAUUUCCGGGAUUACCCUCCCCUCCUGAGACAAGCUGUAUCCGUAGCCAGGAAGAUCCAGGAUCCUCUUGUCGAGUACGCACAGGUGUGCAGCAGUGACGAGGACAUCCUGUGUCUCAAACUGCACCCCCUUCAGGAUAACGUGGGGAAGGAGGAUCUGCUGAACGCUUUGCAGUGUGAGUUCAUCAACCGGGUCAAUGAGGUGGGUGUGGAUGUGAACCGAGCCAUGGCCCACCCCUACACCCAGAGUCUGGUCCAGUACAUCUGUGGCCUCGGCCCGAGGAAGGGCGCCCAUCUUCUGAAGAUCCUGAAGCAGAACAACACCCGUUUGGAAAAUCGUACUCAGCUGGUCACUACGUGUCACAUGGGUCCCAAAGUCUUCAUCAACUGUGCAGGAUUCAUUAAGAUCGACACGGCCUCUCUGGGAGACAGCACGGACUCCUACAUCGAGGUUCUGGACGGUUCGCGGGUUCACCCCGAGACCUACGAGUGGGCGCGCAAGAUGGCCGUGGACGCCUUGGAGUAUGACGAGUCAGCGGAGGACGCCAACCCAGCAGGAGCUCUGGAGGAGAUCCUGGAAAACCCGGAGCGACUCAAAGACCUGGAUCUGGAUGCUUUUGCCGAAGAGCUGGAGAGGCAGGGUUAUGGAAACAAGGGCAUCACUCUGUAUGAUAUCCGCGCCGAGCUGAGCUGCAGAUACAAGGAUCUCAGGUCCGCCUACAGAAGUCCUAACACCGAGGAGAUCUUCAACUUACUCACCAAAGAGACACCCGAGACCUUCUACAUAGGCAAACUGGUUACCAGUGUGGUGACUGGCAUUGCUCAUCGGCGCCCCCAAGGGGAAAGUUACGACCAAGCUAUAAGGAAUGAUGAGACGGGACUGUGGCAGUGCCCCUUCUGUCAUCAGGACAACUUCCCUGAGCUCAGCGAGGUGUGGAAUCACUUUGACAGCGGCUCCUGUCCCGGGCAGGCGAUAGGUGUGCGCUGCCGCCUGGACAACGGGGUCACAGGUUUCAUCCCCACCAAGUUCCUCAGCGACAAAGUGGUCAAGCAUCCUGAGGAAAGAGUCAAGGUGGGUAUGACCGUGCACUGCCGAAUCAUGAAGAUUGACAUCGAGAAGCUCAGUGUGGACCUCACCUGUCGGACAUCAGAUUUGACGGACAAGAACAAUGACUGGAAACUUCCUAAGGACACCUACUACGACUUUGAUACUGAGACUGAGGACAUGAAGAAGGAGGAGGAGGCCAAAAUGAAACAGCACAGAACAACCUACAUCAAGAGAGUGAUCGCCCACCCGUCUUUCCACAACAUCAACUUCAAGCAGGCGGAGAAGAUGAUGGAGUCCAUGGAUCAGGGAGAUCUGAUCAUCAGGCCGAGCAGCAAAGGGGAGAAUCACCUGACUGUCACCUGGAAGGUGGCUGAGGGGAUCUACCAGCACAUUGACGUGCGGGAGGAAGGCAAGGAGAACGCCUUCAGCCUGGGACACACCCUCUGGAUCAACAAUGAAGAAUUUGAAGAUCUGGAUGAAAUCACAGCCCGAUACGUUCAACCAAUGGCUGCGUUUGCUCGUGAUCUCCUCGGCCACAAAUAUUUUCAAGACUGCAGUGGCGGCGACAGAAAGAAAAUGGAGGAGGUCCUGGUGAAAAGCAAGAAGGAGAAGCCUACUUUCAUCCCCUACUAUGUGUCCGCCUGUCGCGAGCUGCCAGGGAAGUUUCUGCUUGGUUACCAGCCCAGAGGAAAGCCGAGGAUUGAAUUUGUGACCAUCACUCCAGAGGGGUUCAGAUACAGAGCCCAGAUUUUUCCCACAGUCAACGGACUCUUCCGCUGGUUUAAGGAUCACUACCAGGAGCCCGUGCCAGGUAUCACUCCCAGCAGCAGCAGCAGGACCCGCACUCCUGCGUCCCUCAAUGCCACGCCAGCCAACAUUAAUAUCGCAGAUCUGACCAGAGCAGUCAGCGCCCUCCCUCCCAACAUGACCUCUCAGAUGUUCAAUGCCAUCGCCGCGGUAACGGGCCAGGGUCAAAACCCUAACACGACCCCGGCCCAGUGGGCCUCCAGCCAGUACGCAUACAGUGGCAGCAGCACCGGGGGAGGGGGCAGCAGCAGCGCCUACCACGUGUUUGCCACCCCUGCCCAGCAGCCUCUUGCCACCCCCCUCAUGACGCCCAGCUACUCGUAUACCACCCCGAGCCAGCCGCAGAGCAUCAACACCCCACAGUAUCCCAGCAGCACCCCUCAGUCCUCACAUGGACACCGCCCUUCGUCCUCCACGCCAUCCUCAUCCUCCUCUCACCAGAGGACUCCACAGUUACAGCCAAAGGCAACCUCCCACACUGCCGUGGACUGGGGGAAGAUGGCCGAACAGUGGCUGCAGGAGAAGGAGGCCGAGCGCAAGAAGCAGCGACCCAGCAGGCUGACCCCGCGACCCUCGCCCAGCCCCAUGAUAGAGAGCACGCCCAUGUCGGUCACCGGAGACGCCACGCCCCUGCUGGACGAGAUGGAUCGUUAGACCUGCCCGCGCUCUGCUUCACAGCCACAGCACACCUUUAAUUGUGACAAGGGAAAUAUGCUUUUUCUUACCCACGUCGCUAUGUGAACAGGUCACAAUGAUCCAAGGGCUUUCCAGAAUAAGGCAAUACCAACCAAAAGUCCUGCUUGUGGUUCACUUUUUACCCCCGUUGCAGUAUUUGUAGAGUGGUCAUCAUUUAUCAACCUGUGUGUUGUGUGUAAUCGGUGUGCAAAGUGGAGCUGCGCUGAAACUCUUCCCUGUUUAUCCGUCUUGUAGACACAAGAGGAUACAUGUGUAUAUUUUGUUGCAUGUCUCAUUCAACAGAUUCACUGAUGCGAUCUCCAUGUCCGAAAUGUUCGGUGGGCACUUGAAGUUGCUGUGACUGUUAGCAGCUCUCCACUUGCAGAGCCGGCAGCUGUUCAUAUUUGAGCUAAAUGCUGUGUUGUUGGUGACCAGUGCAGAAUUACUAAGGCCAACUUUACAUUUGCAAUAAAACCAUUCCAUUAGCUGUAAAACAUAAAAACCUCUCCUUCCAUUUUCAGUACCAUAUUGACUGUAAGUGGAUAUAACUGAGGCCAUAAACGCUGAGAUUGCAUAGGCCUAUUUAAAGUUGGUUAUGACGUUGUGCAGCUUAAGCUGUCACAAAUUUCUAAAACGUGCUUUUCUUCUUUUUUUCCUCAAAGAAACAUACAGUUUACUUUACAAACCAGUGUCACAGAGGCUUUACUAAUAUGCAGAGAUGUGCCCCUUUUUGCCCCAUGUUAUAACACACAACCCCAAGUUACUGUAAACGUAUACACAUAUCAUAUCGCAACAUUUCAGUGUCACAAUGAGUGUGUAUAGUAUGUUCACUAUAAUUUGUUCAUAUCUUGCCUAAUAAAUGGGGCCAUUUGAAACUGCAUGCUCUAUUUGAGUAAGACUAUAAGCUUAACUUCAAAUGCAUGCAUUAAAAAUAUCAAUGAAUGGAUAAUGCAUUGAGGUUGAUGUCAAGUCAGUCAUGUAUGUUAAGAGUUCACAGCAAUAAAACGCUGUGAAGCCUUGAAAAUGAAGGGAAAUGUCUAAGAUUUUCGUGUUCACUUUCAGCCACUUCAACUCGAUCAUGUUGCGACAGUGUUCGGUUCUUGCAUCGCUGUCAUCACCCGAGGCUUUUACAGUCAUCAUGUCAGCUGCAGACGUUGCUUAGCUUGGUUGUUUUAAGCCUUAUUGUUACCUAGCUUCCGUCACGCACAAUCUGCAGGCUGAAAAUAGUAUUAGUGUGUUCCACGAUGAACAUAAUGUCGCAUAGUAUGCGUGCGUGCGGGCGUGUCAGUGUAUUAAGCUUUGUUCAUCACACCCAUAGAAAUUGUGUUUGGACCAACUCAAGUUACAAAUGUAAGACACACCUGUGAAGAAAACCUUCUAUAUUU
Messenger RNA from Myripristis murdjan (pinecone soldierfish), 6750 nucleotides. Its product is annotated as transcription elongation factor SPT6. Gene Ontology annotation, cellular component: transcription elongation factor complex. The transcript is spliced from 37 exons. Gene Ontology annotation, biological process: transcription elongation by RNA polymerase II; transcription elongation-coupled chromatin remodeling; nucleosome organization. Lineage: Eukaryota; Metazoa; Chordata; Actinopteri; Holocentriformes; Holocentridae. Gene Ontology annotation, molecular function: DNA binding; nucleosome binding; histone binding. The record is from RefSeq and is a predicted model, not a curated record. Bases 125 to 5344 code for a protein of 1739 amino acids.